UCUUACACAAACGACCUCUCAAAUAUCUACGGCUCGCGCACUUGAACGUGAUACUAGAAAUUCAAGUUAAAUCCGACUUCAGCGGGAAAUUGAGAGGAUGAGUCAGAUGCCUGGAGAGAAGCAGGUUUCUGCAGCAUCAGUAGUCACUGAGACUGCAGUUGAGCAUAGAAAUCCUUGGGAUUUAGCCAAAGAUAUUGAUAUUCCUUUACAAAAUAAAAUGAAUGACAAUGCAGGAGAGACUUGUUCCCCAUUUCAAAACACUAGCAAAUCCAGUGGCUCAGAACAAGAGGUCCCCACUACUGAGAUGUCUAAAGAAGAGGUUGCACAUCAUGAGACUAGUCAGCCAUACCCUGGCAUGAGCACUGAAUCUAUUUCAGAAAAAUGUAGCAAACAUUCGGAGACUGUCUCAGGGAAAGGGGACAAGCCCUCCUUUAAAAGAAUAGGGCCAAAGAUGAAAUUGCCACAUUCCCUCUUUCAGAAGGCAAGCAUGGCUGAGGCUGAAUUAUCAGACUUUAUUGAAACGUCUGAAGAAUCUGAUGUUAAUGUUUUGACUCCUCAACCUUCAGGUCUACAGGUAAAAGAGGAUGAGACACCAAAAGGUGAGCCACAGGCAGCAUCUGUCUCAUUGAAAAGGAAAGUACCCACAUUUGGAAAAAUACGUGUCAAAUCAUCAAACCGUCUUGUAAGCUCAGAUGUUCAAGGGAUAAAUACAAGUCGUGUUACUAGUAAUUUGCAUAACCCCAAAAAUGCAAAAUUAAGUGCUGUAUUUAUCCAGAAAUACAAGGCAUCUUCCAAAGAGACCCGCCUUUUCCCCACCUGUACAUGA
Molecule: messenger RNA, 826 nt
Organism: Penaeus vannamei (Pacific white shrimp)
Lineage: Eukaryota; Metazoa; Arthropoda; Malacostraca; Decapoda; Penaeidae
Source: RefSeq, a predicted model, not a curated record